Molecule: messenger RNA, 2052 nt
Organism: Solea senegalensis (Senegalese sole)
Lineage: Eukaryota; Metazoa; Chordata; Actinopteri; Pleuronectiformes; Soleidae
Product: gastrula zinc finger protein XlCGF57.1-like
Exons: 2
Coding region: 288-1952 (554 amino acids)
Source: RefSeq, a predicted model, not a curated record
AAGAAGAAGUAUGUCUUGGUUCACUCGGGAGGAUGCUAGCUUGUUAACAACUAACUUACAGGAGUAUUUUCUCCUCAUUCCACUGUUUUUAUUCAUGUCACUUUCAAAUUCAAAACCGCUGCUCCUGUUCUAACACUGUUAGCUUCUGUCAGCGGUUUGACCCUGUUAGCUACUGUUAGCUCCCGUUCGAUCCCGUUAGCUACUGUCAGAUCCCGUUUGAUCCGGAUCAGGAAAAGCGGUCGAUGUUAGCAGUUAGCGCGGCUCACAGCUAACGAGUGUGGAACAGAAUGAUGAAACGCAGCUGUAUGAACCAGGAUAGACUUAUAAUCUCAGAUCAUUCAGAGAGGCGGACUGAAGACAGAGCCUCUUUAUUGGACUGUCACACAGAUGUCCAACAUCUACUGGUGAUCAAAGAAGAGGUUUCCACUGAGAUGAUCACCAGUCCAGAUCAGGAGGACUUAGAGAUUCUUCACAUUAAAGAGGAGCAGGAUGAUCUCUGGACCAGUAUUGAGGAAGAGAAGUAUGAAGGACUGGAGAAGGCUGAUGAUGGGAAGUUCUCACUCACUGUUGUUUAUGUUAAAACUGAAGAUGAUCCAGAGAUUCCCCACAUCCAAGAGGAGCACGAUCAUCUCUGGACCAAGAAGGAAGAAGAGCAGUCUCUUGAGGAGGUUGAUGGCAACAAGUUCUCACUCACUAUAGUCCAAGUGAAAACUGAAGAUGAUGAGGAGAACCCCCAGUCCUCACAGCUUCAUCAAACUGAAGAGAGCAGAGAGGCGGAACCCCCAGCAACUGUCUCAGCACGACCAGUGAAAACAGCAGCUGGAGGAGAUGACGAGAUUCCAGACUCGUCUGAGACCGAAUACAGUGAUGACGAGAUCGGAGCUCCUGGCCAAUGUCAACCUCAGACACGUACGCCGAAAGUUCUGUCAGUAGAAAACUCAUUCGAUUGUGAUUUCUGUGGGAAAACAUUUACAAAGAAGACCAGUGUGAAGAGGCACAUGAUGGUCCAUACUGGAGAGAAACCAUGUAGCUGUGAUGUUUGUGGGAAAAGAUUCACACGCAAGUCUUUAGUCAAGAUGCACAUGAUGGUCCAUACAGGAGAGAAACCAUUUAGCUGUGAUGUGUGUGGGAAAAGUUUCACACAGAAGGGUUCUCUUUAUGUGCACAUGAUGAUCCAUAAAGGAGAGAAACAGUUUGAUUGUGAUGUUUGUGGGAAACGGUACACAAACAAGGGUAAUCUUAACAAACACAAGGUCGUCCAUACAGGAGAGAAACCAUGUCGUUGUGAUAUCUGUGGGAAAAUGUUUAAGCAUGAAAAAAGUUUUAAGAUACACAUGAUGGUCCACACAGGAGAGACCCCGUUUAGAUGUGAUGUUUGUGGGAAAAGAUUUGCAUUUGAGCGUUUUCUUAAGACUCAUGUAAGAGUCCAUACAGGAGAGAAACCGUUUGACUGUAAUGUUUGUGGGGAAAGAUUUACACGAAAGCGUAAUCUUGAUGUGCAUAUGGUCGUCCAUACAGGAGAGAAACCAUUCAACUGUGAUGUUUGUGGGAAAAAAUUUAUUCUCAAGGAUCAUCUGAACAAACACGCCGUGAUCCACGCAGGAGAGAAGCCGUGGAGCUGUGAUGUUUGUGGGAAAACAUUCACACAGAAGUUUACUUAUAAUAUGCACAUGAUGAUCCAUACAGGGGAAAAACUAUUUGGCUGUGAUAUUUGUGGGAAAAGAUAUAGAUUAAAGAGUUCUCUAAAAAUGCAUAUGGUGGACCAUACAAGAGAAAAACAGUUUGACUGUAAUGUUUGUGGGAAGAAAUUUACAAGGAAGAGUGACGUCAACGUCCACAUGGUGGUCCACACUGGAGAGAAACCCUGGGGCUGCCAUGUUUGUGGGAAAUGUUUUACACAAAAGGGUUCUCUUAAAAAACACAUGAUGGUCCACACAGGAGAGAAACUUUAGAGCGGUGGUGUUUGAUUCAGAGUGAUGUUAACAGACGCAUGAUGGUCCACACAGGAGAGAAACUUUAGAGCGGUGGUGUUUGAUUCAGAGUGAUGUUAAC